Messenger RNA from Rhineura floridana, 2557 nucleotides. It is a transcript of the gene SMU1, whose product is annotated as SMU1 DNA replication regulator and spliceosomal factor. Gene Ontology annotation, cellular component: precatalytic spliceosome. The transcript is spliced from 12 exons. The record is from RefSeq and is a predicted model, not a curated record. NCBI's taxonomy places the organism in Eukaryota, Metazoa, Chordata, Lepidosauria, Squamata, Rhineuridae. Gene Ontology annotation, biological process: mRNA splicing, via spliceosome. Gene Ontology annotation, molecular function: protein binding. Bases 127 to 1668 code for a protein of 513 amino acids.
ACUCUAGGGAGGAGUAUGGAGCGGGGUUGACCCGGAAGAGGAUGUGUGGGGUGGAAGUGGCUGUCUGUUGCUGUGUACCUGGGUUUGGAACGCGCCAGGCGGCGACGUGGGGGCAGUUAGUUUAUCAUGUCGAUAGAAAUCGAGUCCUCGGAUGUAAUCCGACUGAUCAUGCAGUAUCUUAAGGAGAACAGCCUGCACCGUGCCUUGGCCACGCUACAAGAGGAAACCACAGUGUCGCUGAACACAGUGGACAGCAUUGAGAGCUUUGUGGCAGACAUUAACAGUGGCCACUGGGACACAGUGCUGCAAGCAAUACAGUCAUUGAAGCUACCAGACAAAACACUCAUUGAUCUCUAUGAGCAGGUCGUUUUGGAAUUGAUAGAGCUUCGUGAACUGGGUGCUGCCAGAUCACUCCUGAGACAAACUGACCCAAUGAUCAUGUUAAAGCAAACCCAGCCAGAGCGUUACAUUCACCUUGAGAAUCUUUUGGCCAGGUCCUAUUUUGAUCCUCGUGAGGCAUACCCAGAUGGGAGCAGCAAAGAGAAGCGGAGAGCUGCCAUUGCCCAAGCUUUGGCUGGUGAAGUCAGCGUGGUGCCUCCAUCUCGUCUUAUGGCAUUGUUGGGACAGGCACUGAAAUGGCAGCAGCAUCAAGGACUGCUUCCUCCUGGUAUGACAAUUGAUUUGUUCAGAGGCAAAGCAGCUGUUAAAGACGUUGAAGAGGAAAAGUUCCCUACGCAACUGAGUAGGCAUAUUAAGUUUGGCCAGAAGUCUCAUGUGGAGUGUGCUCGAUUUUCUCCAGAUGGUCAGUAUCUGGUCACUGGCUCUGUUGAUGGAUUCAUUGAAGUAUGGAACUUCACCACUGGAAAAAUCAGGAAGGAUCUGAAGUACCAGGCUCAGGAUAAUUUCAUGAUGAUGGAUGAUGCCGUGCUGUGCAUGUGUUUCAGUAGAGAUACUGAAAUGUUAGCAACUGGAGCACAAGAUGGGAAGAUCAAGGUGUGGAAGAUUCAGAGUGGUCAGUGUCUGAGGCGAUUUGAAAGAGCACACAGUAAAGGUGUCACCUGCCUGAGUUUUUCAAAGGACAGCAGUCAGAUUCUUAGUGCCUCUUUUGACCAGACAAUCAGGAUUCAUGGCUUGAAAUCUGGGAAGACUCUCAAAGAAUUUCGUGGUCAUUCGUCCUUUGUUAAUGAAGCCACUUUUACACAGGAUGGGCACUACAUUAUCAGUGCUUCUUCUGAUGGCACUGUGAAGGUUUGGAAUAUGAAGACUUCGGAGUGCUGUAACACCUUCAAAUCACUUGGCAGCACAGCCGGGACAGACAUCACUGUGAACAGUGUGGUUCUGCUGCCUAAAAAUCCAGAACACUUUGUCGUUUGCAACAGAUCAAAUACAGUCGUCAUUAUGAACAUGCAGGGACAAAUUGUGAGAAGCUUCAGCUCUGGUAAGAGGGAAGGUGGUGAUUUUGUCUGCUGUGCCCUUUCUCCUCGAGGCGAGUGGAUCUACUGUGUGGGUGAAGACUUUGUGCUCUACUGUUUCAGCACAGUGACUGGCAAGCUGGAGAGAACUCUGACGGUUCAUGAAAAGGAUGUUAUUGGCAUUGCUCACCAUCCCCACCAGAACUUGAUUGCUACCUAUAGUGAAGAUGGGCUGCUGAAACUGUGGAAACCAUAAACUGAUUUUUAAUUCCCUCCAGUCCGUGCAUCUUGGAUGCAAGGAAAGGGUGUGUUAUGGGGUGGUUCUUUUCAGUUCCUAGGAGGUCCAACAGUUAUUUUAACUGAGUAUAGAUUUCAUAUUUGAAUGUCCCAAAAGAGAUAUAUGUAUUGCUUUUCAGAUAAGUGUUGUUAUAAGAUAGUACACUAUGUGCUAGUUAUGUGCCCAGGUAGCAAAAGCAGUUUGGUGCAAAGAAAAAACUGUUCCUUUAAGAUGUGUUUCUUAUCUGCUGCUUAUUAUGGAAAUAAACUAUAAAUCAGUUUAUUUUUAUUGAAUGGAAGUGAAAUGGAAAGAUGCUUCUGGCUAAGGCAAAAUUAAGAAAAGCAAAACUUUGAGUGUUAACCUCUGAAAUUGUCUUCAUCAAAGUUUUAUGUCUUAACAGUCCCUGUCCUUCACUUGCAACAUGGAAUUAAGGUGCAUAGGCACAUUUCCAGCCAAAGCACUUUUAACAUCCCAUCAUUUUUAAUGGGAAUGUUAAGCAAAAAUAUGGCCCAUUGAAAGGCAUGGAACAUCAAAGCAUUUAACUUUGGCUGAGUAGUGUCUCAUGUUUUUCAAACUAAGUUGUAAUAUCUAGUGAGUAAAUCUUCUGAACUACUCAAAAUGAAUCUAGCGACAUUCUUGUGGCUUUUUCUGCUCCGGGCAAUAUGUUCUGACUUUAUUCUCCUUUUAGAAUAUAGAUUUGUCCUGAUUAGUUUAGAAGUUUUAUAGGCUUUUUGAUGUCCCAAAAGAUGUCUGAGCUUUAGUUAGACUUAUUGUCCUAGUAAAUAAGCUUCAUCCAGCUAUUUUCAGAAGUGACAAGUCUUGAUCUGAAGCCUCCUUGAACUACUAUUAAACUUGUUUUCAGUGGUCA